Messenger RNA from Diaporthe citri, 336 nucleotides. RefSeq lists its product as uncharacterized. Bases 1 to 336 code for a protein of 111 amino acids. The record is from RefSeq and is a predicted model, not a curated record. Lineage: Eukaryota; Fungi; Ascomycota; Sordariomycetes; Diaporthales; Diaporthaceae. The transcript has 2 exons.
AUGGUUGAGAUCCUGGCUCCGUACAUAGAGUUUGCGAUCGGCAGAAACAGCCACAUACAAGACGAGCUACUCGCCUGUCGUCGUUCCACAAAGACUCAGGCAGACAUGUCAUACUCGCCCCAGCAGACUAUCGGCACAGGACAGAGACUUGGGCAGCAGGGAGACUUGCUUGUCAUCAGAAAGGACCGGCUGAAGGCAUUACCUGAAGAUCCAAGCGAUGCUCCUUGGUUACAGAAAGCACCAAACCCGGGAGAGAUGGACCACAACCUAAACGACUCUGAACAGGCCACUGCCGAUGCUAUCAAGGCAGCUUAUUGCGGUGCUAGGCUCAUCUAA